Molecule: messenger RNA, 1953 nt
Organism: Exserohilum turcica Et28A
Lineage: Eukaryota; Fungi; Ascomycota; Dothideomycetes; Pleosporales; Pleosporaceae
Exons: 4
Coding region: 133-1827 (564 amino acids)
Biological process (GO): transmembrane transport
Molecular function (GO): transmembrane transporter activity
Source: RefSeq, a predicted model, not a curated record
UCGGUAUCCAAACACCUUCUUUAACAUUCACACUUGCAUUUCAUACUGCUCAAACUGCACCAGGUCAGUUUGAACGAACGAAGAUAGCACUGAUCUCAGGCGUAGCGCGCUGAGUCGUACACACAGCCCGCAAUGUCUACAACUCCGUCCUACCCAAAUGGCGACGAGGAAAAACAAGUUGUAGAUAUCCAUGACCAAUCCGUCAGCUCAUCAUCUAGCACCGGCCCCGAAUCAGAAAAACCUCGACUCAGCAAAGACAGCGCAGGUGCGGAAGAAGGCGGAGCCACAGAGUCACAGGAUGCCGGCGAGUACGCAACUGGAGCGAAGCUCUUGAUUAUCGUCCUUGCCCUAGUCCUCAGUGUUUUCCUCUUCUCUCUCGACCAGACGAUUGUCGCGACCGCGAUUCCGAAAAUCACCGAUGAUUUUCGCAGCCUCGAUGACAUAUCGUGGUACGGCUCAGCUUUCUUCAUGACGCUGGGAGGGUUUCAGUCCAUGUGGGGUAAAGCGUACAAGUACUUUCCCCUCAAGAUUAGCUUCCUGUUGGCCAUUUUUGUCUUUGAGCUCGGAAGCUUGAUCUGCGGUGUGGCACCGAAUUCGCUGACGCUUAUUGUUGGUCGCGCGAUUGCUGGUGUUGGUGCCGCGGGUAUCGGGUCGGGAGCGUAUACGAUUGUAGCCUUUGCUGCUGAGCCGAAGAAGAGGGCGACGUAUACAGGUAUCCUGGGUGCGGCGUAUGGUAUCGCUGCUGUGGCUGGGCCGCUUGUUGGAGGCGUACUGACGGAUAAGGCUUCUUGGCGAUGGUGUUUCUACAUCAACCUCCCAAUCGGCGGUCUAGCCGCUGCCACCAUCUUCAUAUUCUUCCAGACGCCCAAAGCCGCGAAGCCCGUCGACGCUCCCCUCGGCGAGAAGCUCCUACAGAUGGAUCCCAUGGGUACGGUUCUCAUCAUGGGCGCCGUAAUCGCGUACAUCCUCGCUCUCCAGUACGGCGGUGCAAGGGAAUCAUGGAACUCGGGUAUCGUCAUUGGUCUUCUCGUCGGCUUCGCUGUUAUCCUCAUUGCCUUUGGCGUCUUGGAGAUCUGGCAAGGCGAGCGCUCGAUGCUCACACCGCGUCUGAUGCGCAACCGAUACGUCUGGGUAAACGGCUUAUUUGGGUUUUUCUUCUGCGGCGCCUACUUUGUUCCGCUGUACUACCUGCCCAUUUACUUUCAGAGCAUCGACAACGUCAGUCCUACGGCUUCGGGCGUACGCAAUCUGCCCCUCAUCAUUGCGUUCAGCGUCGGUGCUGUGCUUUCUGGCGGCGCCAUUUCCAAAACCGGUGUUGCGACUCCAAUCCUUACAGUUAGCGCGGUCAUUACGACGGUUGCCGCAGGUGCAAUGUACACUCUUGAUAUUGGCAGUGGGACUGGUAAGUGGAUUGGAUUUCAGAUCCUGUCGGGAUUGGGAUUCGGAGUAGGUUUCCAGGUCCCCAUCAUCGUGGUACAAGCUACUGCACAGCCAACGGACCUGGCCUCUGUGACUGCGAUUACUUUGUUUUUCGAAACUGUCGGCGGCGCUUUUCUCGUCGCUGCCGCUCAAUCCGGUUUCGUCAACCAGCUCCUGCACAAACUCGCCUCUACUGCCGCUGGCGUAAACCCAGCUCUCGUCGUAGCUACCGGUGCCACUGAUCUGCACAGGGUUUUCUCAGGUGAUGAGCUGAAUGGUGUUCUGGUCGCAUACAUGGCUGGCAUCAAGGUCGCGUUCGCUAUUACGGUUGGUGCUGUCGGCAUCUCAGUCCCGAUCAGCUUGCUGAGCAAGUGGGGGAGAAUAAACCAGCAGAAGCCUAGUGUGUGAGAGGGAAUUAUUUGGAUGAGAAGAUGGUUUCAAUUGAUAGCAUGGAUAUGUUGUUUGUAUCAUAUGGUGGCUGAAGUUAAAGAAUUGUAGGUGGAUAGAUAGUCGAUGUGAGUGAACGAAUGAAAA